Messenger RNA from Didymodactylos carnosus, 2149 nucleotides. Lineage: Eukaryota; Metazoa; Rotifera; Eurotatoria; Philodinida; Philodinidae. The record is from the annotation of a GenBank genome assembly.
CAACUUUACAGUUUUUCGCGAUAAGGUUUUUGAAUAGGUGAAACAACACAUAUAUUCUGAAUCAGGUCGACGAGCUCUAUCCAAUUUAUCGAGAAAAUAGUUGUGCUCCUCGUUUGAAUUAAGGACACCUUACUGAAAAAUCAAAAGUCACAUUUUCCCAAGUAGUACACCGACGGACUCUGUGUGUUCCUAUUUCUACUCCGAAUAAAAUGUGUGAUUACCAUCCAAAAAAUGAUUAUAUUUUUGAUGAUUGCUAGGCAUUAUUUAUUUGUACACGAAAGAGAAAGAUAAAAAAUUGAAAAGGUAAUGAUCAUACUUAACUUUUGUAAUAUGGAGAACAUUAGGUAUCAUCCUUGUCUUACAUAUCUGUUUAUCCCAAGUGUAGUUUUCUGUUUUAAGCUUAAAUACAAGGAAAUUUGCCACACAUGUCUUGGCUAUGAUAUUCGACUACCAUGCUUGUUUCCUCAAGGAAGGUUUUUCGUUUUAUCUCAAGCUGCUGUUUAAGCAAUUAAUAUAGCAUAGUUUAUACUUUCAGUACCUCCUUCCCGUCAGCAUUAUAAUUGCCAUGGCGGCAUCAUAUUAUCGAGUACUGAUAUAUUUCCUUACUGUUAGACGUUUGCUAGAAAAAAAAUAUUGUCAAUCAGAUAUAUGUGAUGAAAAUUACGGUAAAUUUCAUUUAUUACCAGGCAUAGAAAUGGUUACCUGUGGCACUGGUACGCAUGAUCCAGCGGACGUGGUCAAGAAUGUUUCGCUGUGGUUGUUAAUAAUAUUGAUUAUCUGGUAUUUGACAUUGGUAUAGAUGCAGAAUUAAAAUUGAAUUCAUUUAAUAAUACAGAUAAACUGCCACUGAUAACAAACAUAUUUUUAACACAUUAUCAAAGUGAUCAUACUGCUGGUGUACUAAAUGCAUUAAAUCUCGAACAUUUUUAUGAUACGGAUGCCAUCAACAGACAGCUGAUUGUUGAUUUUCCAACAACGAAAUGUAAACCAACUUUUGCAAGACCAACGAAUACAAAUUUAAAUCCGAAACGAUUUGAUUCACUGAAUUUUAUAGCUGUGCCGUUCCAGACACCACCAAUGGAUAAUAAAACACAAAUACUUGUAUAUAAAAAUAAGGAUCUUACUGUUAAAGCAUUUCGUGUUUAUCAUUUUACUGCUGAUCCAGCUGUUGGUAUGUUCUUAAAUAUACAAAUAACAAUUAGUGGCGAUACAGAUACGUCAUUCAUAAAUAAGAUGAUCGAUCUUUUUGCGAAUAUUGACCUUCGCCUCUCUCAGAUAAGAGAAUGCAUUAAGUUUUGAGCUGAAAACGUUUGAUGAAGUGAAGCGUGUUGUCUCAUAAAAACAAAUUGAAUAAAGCUUUCGGCCUUUUUAUUGAUUGUACAAUGUUUUCAUCUUUUUCAUACAAAACAAUAGAUAUCAAUAAAAUAUCUGAAAGAUCGCUGGUCUAUUUCUUAGAAUUUCUCAACAAUUUUUAAAAUGAUUUUAAAAAAGUAUUAUUGUUUGUAUGCAGCAAAGAGGAGAAAAAUGUUGUUGUUCACUACUCUUCCUGAAAAACGAAAAAAAGCUUAUACCAAACAGAACACAAAAACGUACCAAAAAUAUUACUACUGAUAACAUCGAGUUAAUUGCACAACUUCAAUCGUUGUACAUAAUACAGACACAGAACAGUGAAUUUAGUUGUGCAGUUCCUGCAAAGCUAAGUUCACAUGUUCGAAUCUCUAUUUACACAAAAUGGAUUUUGUGUGUUUCGAUAGUUUUAGUUUAGAAUACUAUAAUGGGAUAUUUUUCCGCUUGUAUUCUGACAGAUUAAAGCUUAUACUGACCAAAAAACAGCUUAAUAAACGACAUUUUCUCUUGGAAACUGCUCGGUUCUCCUAUUUUCCACGCCCCCUUCCCUGAAAGUGAAGCCAGGUGAAUUUCUUUCCUCCUCAUUUUUUUCUUCUCUUUGCUGCAUACGAACAAUAGUACUUUUCUAAAAUCAUUUUAAAACUUGUUGAGAAAUUCUAAGAAAUAGACCAGCGAUCUUUCAGAUAUCUUAUUGAUAUCUAUUGUUUUGUAUGAAAAAGAUAAAAACAUUGUACAAUCAAUAAAAAGGCCGAAAGCUUUAUUCAAUUUGUUUUUAUGAGACAACACGCUUCACUUCAUCAAA